This is a messenger RNA of Saprolegnia parasitica CBS 223.65, 618 nucleotides long. RefSeq lists its product as hypothetical. The transcript has a single exon. Lineage: Eukaryota; Oomycota; Saprolegniomycetes; Saprolegniales; Saprolegniaceae. The record is from RefSeq and is a predicted model, not a curated record. The coding region runs from base 16 to 618 and encodes 200 amino acids. Gene Ontology annotation, molecular function: zinc ion binding.
UGCGACUUCCGCCCGAUGGUGUGUCCGAAUCGCUGCGGCCAAACGGUCCGCGCCAUCGACGUCGACAGUCACCUGAGCGAGUGUAGCUACCGGUUCGUGCCAUGCACCAUCGGCUGCGGGCGGCGCGUCCGGGCGUGCGACAUGGUCGAACACGUCAGUGGUCUCUGCACCAAGCGCGCUGUGCCGUGUGAGUGGUGUGGCACGCAAGGCAUUGUCGCAACUCUCUUGGUGCUCCACCAGCGCACCGAGUGCUCGCAUCGCAUCCAGGCCUGCGGUGUAUGUGGUGACGGCGGUAUCCUCGCGCUCGAUAUGACGACCCACAAGACGGCAAAGUGCCGCAUGCGGCCGGUCGAGUGCGUCUUUCGGCGGGACGGCUGCAUGAAGACACCGCUGCUGGCCCAUGAAAAGACGCAGCACGAAACGUUCGAAUGCAAGUACCGUACGAUCUGGUGCCCACUGGGCUGCAACGAGCACCUCGUGGCGCGCCACCUCAAGGCGCACGAAGCCAUGUGCCCGAUGCGCUUCGUGGUCUGCACCUUGGGCUGCGGCGCCGAGUUGCGCGAAAAGGAUCGGUUCGAGCACGAAGCAUAUGCGUGUAGUUACAACAACAAAAAGUGA